Triplophysa dalaica is the source of this 854-nucleotide messenger RNA. RefSeq names its product troponin I type 2a (skeletal, fast), tandem duplicate 2 (gene tnni2a.2). The record is from RefSeq and is a predicted model, not a curated record. Bases 93 to 629 code for a protein of 178 amino acids. The transcript is spliced from 7 exons. Gene Ontology annotation, biological process: muscle contraction. NCBI's taxonomy places the organism in Eukaryota, Metazoa, Chordata, Actinopteri, Cypriniformes, Nemacheilidae. Gene Ontology annotation, cellular component: troponin complex.
AUAACCUGCUUAACACGUCCGUCUACAGCAGACAGCCUGAAAGACGUUUCUCUGUUCUUCAGAAAGCGGGUGUAAAGAGAGAAGUUGGCAACAUGUCUGAUAAACGCAUGUCCAGCAGUAAAAAACAUGCUCUUAAGGGCAUGAUGCUCCUGGUUGCAAAAGACCUGCUGGAGGCAGAAGAUAUUGAGAAAAAAGAGGAGAGAAAGAGGUACAUGGAGGAAAACUGCCCACCAUUAUCAUACCCAGGCUCCAAAGACGAACUCCAGGCCCUUUGCAGAGACUUACACGAAAAAAUUGAUGUUCUCGAUGAGGAGAGAUACAAUCUAGAGCACAAAGCCAUCAUGGUCGUCAAUGAGGUCAAAGAUUUAAACAUCAAAAUCAUCGACCUAAAGGGCAAGUUCAAGAAGCCUCCUCUGAAGAAAGUGCGCAUGUCGGCCGACGCUAUGCUUCAGGCUCUGCUGGGAUCCAAACACAAGGUGUCCAUGGACCUGAGAGCCAACCUGAAACAAGUCAAGAAGGAGGUCAAAGAGGAGGAUAAAGAACUGCGUGAUGUUGGUGACUGGCGUAAGAACAUUGAGGAUAAGUCUGGCAUGGGGGGCAGGAAGAAGAUGUUUGAAUCUGAAGCAUGAAGACAGUUUGUGACAGUCGAUGAUGGUCCAUCAUCUCUAGUACUACACACAGUUUCUGCAGUAUAUGGACAAUUGCACAUAUAGUCCAUAGAAAUGCAAAUCAUUUUCAAAUGAAACAAAACCAAACAUUAUAUUCUCUUCCUGUUCAGGGAACUGUAAAAUUUUAGUCGUUGUUCAUUAAAUGCUUGUCAAAAUUAUGCUUUUUCUAAAUAAAUAACUCAACAC